Prorocentrum cordatum is the source of this 1075-nucleotide messenger RNA. NCBI's taxonomy places the organism in Eukaryota, Dinophyceae, Prorocentrales, Prorocentraceae. The record is from the annotation of a GenBank genome assembly.
AUGGCGCGGGAUCGCGUCGCCGCGCCGCGCGUCCUUCGAGGAGCCGAGGGGGCGCGUACCUCGGCAGACUUGGUGAGGCGCGUGAGCCUGGAGCUGGAGGCUGCCCGCACGAAGUGCGCGAGGCUGCGGGCAGUGUUGGACCAGCGGGCUGCAUGGGGUGAAGGCGGCGUCGAAGCAAAGGCUGCCCGCCGCGAGGCUCUAGCCAGGUCCUCCCUGGUGGCGAGGCUCAGCGGCGCGCCCGAGAGCGGUGGGAAGCGCUUAGUGCGGAAUGUCUCGCUGCAUGCGAAGCGUUGCCCGCAGGCGUUCAGCGAGAAGCACGUCAUGUGGGGAGCUGGGGCUUUCGUGGAUGGCCUCGCGGCGGGGUGGCGCCUUGCCGAGGCGUGCCCGCCAUGCGACGUCGGGGUGCUGAUGUAUGAGCGGGGAGUGGCGGCCGCGAGGACCCCGCUGCGGUCUUGCGCCAAGCCGUACCUCAGUGAGAACGCAGCCGAGGCCUGCUUGCCCGAAGCGGGCGCUGGAGCUGCGGAGGCCCGCAGGGCCACGGCUGGCGCGGUGCCAGGACUGGCUCGGGACAUUCCUGUUCUGUACUUGCUGGAGGCGGAAGCCGAGGCCGCCACGGCCUGUGCAGCCGCGCCGACGGCUACCGCGAGCAGCGCCUUGGUCGUGGAGUACCUGGCGGCUCACCCCGCGGCGCUCUUCGGGGGCGGCGACGGGAUGGAGCACUUCGACGAGAUCGGGAAGCCCACGUGCGAGAAGCAUGAGUGGCAGGCAGCGCGGCAGGAGCCCGAGACCAUCGGGUUCGAGCUGAAUGACGGGGAGGAGCACUUCAGCACGCUGCGGGGCGCCAUGGGGGUGCCCAAGGACGACGAGGAGGACCCGAACAAGCUGGAGGCUCACGUGUCGGGUGACGGCGAGGGGGACGAGCGAGACGGCGGCGCGCUAGCGUCGUGCAAGGAGCCGCUGAGCAUCAUCGAGGAGCCCACGUGCGAGGAGCAUGGGGGGCAGGCAGAGCAGCAGGAGCCCGAGGCCAUCUGGUUCGAGCUGAACGACGGGGAGGAUUACUUCAGCGCGCUGCGGG